AUGACAUCUAUCGAGAAACUAGAUCAAGAGAUCACAUUGAAUUUACAAAAAAUAGAUUCAAAUCUUGGUUAUUGUUUUAAAAAGAUAACACAAGAUAUCAUACCACAAAUACGAAAUUACUCCACCAUAUGUGAUCAAAUUACAGACAGUACAAAUUGGUUAAACGUCAUGUUUCAACAAACUGCUAAUGUCGAUUUGAAUAUGCAUGUCAAUGCCUCUGCCAUUGUAGCAAAUACAAACGGUAAUAAUCUUACCAGUAAUAACAACAGCGGUAGUGAUGACAAGUCACAAUCUCAACGUGAUAGUAUAUUCCCUGUUGGGGUACGAACCCAAAAACGAUCGACGAAUGGGUUAGAUUCCAGCAGCGAAAUUACGAUACCAAAAUUAAAGAAUUCAUUAUCUGCAUCAAAUGGUCAGAAAAUUGAUAGGAAAACUAUUGACAGUAACAAUAAUAACAAUGAUUCUAAGGAAGAUGAAUAUGAAUUUCAUGCAGCAAAUAUUACAUCCACAGGACAGGUAUUAGCAGUUCCUGAUUCUAGUGACGAUGACAGCGCCGGAGCUCUUACAAAUAGUAACACUAAACUUACGAAACCACGCGAUGAUGCUACGAAUGGGACAGAUGAUCCAGACGGUAGUACAUACCAAAGACAGAACAAGAAGAGGAAAGUGUCCUUAUUAUUACAGCAAGAAUAUGGAUCUAGUUCCAGUGUACUACCUUCACCAGUUGCGUUAACUAGGAAAGAGAAUAAUGACUUAGAAUCAGCAGGAUCGAUGCUGAAUUCAACAUCCAGCGGGAAUAAUGAUUUAAUGAAUAGUUCUCCAUUGAAGCAGGGCACUACCACGGGGACCACUAACGCUAAUACAGUUACUGUUACUCACUCGACGACGACGAAUGAUGAUGCUCUGUCUAAUGAAGAACAUAGUACGAAGGAAACGAACUUAGUUAUUCAUUUCCCAACUAAUUGA
Messenger RNA from Naumovozyma dairenensis CBS 421, 966 nucleotides. RefSeq names its product Ask1p (gene ASK1). The transcript has a single exon. Lineage: Eukaryota; Fungi; Ascomycota; Saccharomycetes; Saccharomycetales; Saccharomycetaceae. Bases 1 to 966 code for a protein of 321 amino acids. The record is from RefSeq and is a predicted model, not a curated record. Gene Ontology annotation, cellular component: mitotic spindle; DASH complex; mitotic spindle pole body. Gene Ontology annotation, biological process: attachment of spindle microtubules to kinetochore.